GAAUGAAACUGACUUGAAGUUUGAGUUGACAAAACUCGAAUGUCAUUUUUAUUCCCUGAAAUCAACGCAGAUAAACCAUGAAGAUAAUCAAUUUCGACCGUCUUCUCAAAUCUCUCAAUCUCAAAUCAGAAAGACCUAUGAAGUUUCCAUAUACUACGGCAGCCCAAUUGAUGCAGUUUCCAUAUGCUUAUCAUUGGAAAAACCAAUGGACAUUCCGAUACUAUUUUUAUGCGAUUAUUCUUUCAGCACCUGUAUUUUAUAAAAUAGGAAGAUUAGCAAAUAACGAGUCCAACGUCCAAAAGUGGAAAGAAAUUAAACAGAAAGAACAGGAACAUCUGAAGCACAGAUGGGAUUGAGGAAGGUCAAUCAAAGUUUUAUACAUCACAAAUAAUAUUUUCUUAAUUAUAAUUAUAUGUCUAUGAGAAGAAGCUAUAUUAUUGGAUCUGUAAUCGACAUAUUUCGUCAUUAAAUUUUUUUUACUUGAAUAAG
Messenger RNA from Harmonia axyridis, 489 nucleotides. RefSeq lists its product as uncharacterized. The transcript has 2 exons. Bases 78 to 356 code for a protein of 92 amino acids. Lineage: Eukaryota; Metazoa; Arthropoda; Insecta; Coleoptera; Coccinellidae. The record is from RefSeq and is a predicted model, not a curated record.